Messenger RNA from Thelazia callipaeda (thelaziosis nematode), 1371 nucleotides. The record is from the annotation of a GenBank genome assembly. Lineage: Eukaryota; Metazoa; Nematoda; Chromadorea; Rhabditida; Thelaziidae.
AUGGCUACUGAUGGCAUAAAGAUUACUGAUAGUGAGGAUCAGGUAAAUGAAAUUGAGGCUUUGCAAAGCGUGUAUUGUACUGAAAUGGAAUCUUUCAAAUACGAUGCAGUUUCAAAGUUAUUUUACCGAAACAGGAUUGUGGCUUUACCGUCUCAGCUGCUUAAUGUUUCGAAUCUUUAUAGCAAAGAUGUUUUAGACGAUCAAAAUAUUAAUAUUUUCUAUCUUCCACCAAUAUUCUUACACAUCACUUUACCUCAGAAUUAUCCAUCAACUUGUAUGCCGCAAUUUUCACUGGACAUUUAUUGGCUUGAUUCGACAGCAAAAAAUCAUUUAGCUAAAGUCCUGCUUAAUGCAUGGGAAACUUAUUGUGGCAUGCCAAUUUUGUUUAUGUGGAUAGAUUUACUGAAAGAGGAGAUAUUGAAAAUACUGCAGACUCGAAAAGUUAUUAACUUAAAUGAGCUGAUUGAGAAAGAGAAGAAUGAGGAUGCAAUCGAGAAAAACCCAUUGGACUUAUUGAGAGAGAUUGCAGAGCAGAACGAGUUAGGCAUGAAGAGUGAUUUUGAAAGUCGGUGGUUUAAUUGUAAGGUAUGCUUCAGCUAUAAAAAGGGAAAUGAGUGCUUGAAAUUUGAUCCCUGUGGUCAUAUAUUUUGUUCGGGAUGUGUUUCUAAUUAUUACCGACAGAAAUUAGCGGACAAUAUGAUGCGGGAUCUAAAAUGUUUAAGUAAUGAGUGUGAUAGCCCCGCCACACAAAAACAAAUUCGUGAAGUUCUCACGGAUCAGGAGUUCGAAAAUUAUGAUCGGCGUUUAUUCGAAGCAGCUUUGGAUUUGAUGUCGGAUGUUGUCAGAUGUCCGAGGAUUUGGUGUCAAAAUCCCGUUGUCGUUGAUGGCCUUGGAACUUCAAAUUUAGCCACUUGUUCCAUUUGUUAUUUUUCCUUUUGUAUUUUGUGCAAGAAGGCAUAUCAUGGUUUAGAUCCUUGCCAUAUCAACAAAGGUACACGUGGUGAAUUAUUGAAUGAGCUGAAAUCUGCUACACCUGCUCAGCUUAAUGAAAUUGCUAAAAGAUUUGGUGGUAAGAAGCAAAUGCAAAAAAUGAUAGAUUCACUUAAAAGUGAGGAAUGGAUAGAAGACAAUAGCAAAUCCUGUCCAUCUUGUCAUGCUAAUAUAGAAAAGAAAGAUGGUUGUAAUAAAAUAACAUGCGCUAAAUGUGGCCAAAGCUUCUGUUGGCUUUGCCGUAGUAUAUUGAACAAGAACGAUCCAUACGUUCAUUUUAAUAUAAGUGAAUCAAAUUGUUUCAACCGAUUGUUUGAAGGUAUGAACGGAAUUGAUGACGAUUGGUUGUUUAGUGAUAGUGAUCAAGAGGAUCAUGCUUAA